This is a messenger RNA of Frieseomelitta varia, 1280 nucleotides long. RefSeq lists its product as uncharacterized. The coding region runs from base 317 to 1213 and encodes 298 amino acids. Lineage: Eukaryota; Metazoa; Arthropoda; Insecta; Hymenoptera; Apidae. The record is from RefSeq and is a predicted model, not a curated record. The transcript has a single exon.
ACAUUAAAAAAUUAAGUCUUUUUUUAAAUAUUUAAUAUAUUUUAUUUAAAUCCUGCAUAAGAGAUAAGUGGGACUUAAAAUUUUUCAAAAUUAGUGGAGAGAAUAUAAGAUGUGUAUUUGAAAACCUUCAUUGCAAUCAAAAGAAUUUUGUUCUUUAAUAAAAUCAUACUAGUGAUGUGAAUUCUGAGUAAUUUGUAGAUAAAACAUCAUAAAUUAAUGAUUUUGUCUGUAUUUUUCUUUCAUUAAUAAAAAACAAGAAACAUAACCUAAUUACAAGCAUUUCACACAAUAUUUAAAUCAUUGUUCUUCAAAUUAUAUGACAAAAUAUCAAAGAAAAAUGUCAAAAUUAACUAAUAUGUAUUACUCACAAUAUGAAAGCUCUAUAGAAAGUGAAGCUGCUUAUGAUUCUGACAACUCAGAUACAUAUGAAAUAUUAAUAAGGUCUCCAUCUCAUGCUAAAUUCUAUAAAUAUAUUGAAUAUAGAAAUGCUGAAACAUUUUUACAUGAGUCUUGGAAAUCUAAAAUACAUGAACAAGCAAAUGCAAAAAAAAUUGCAAAAAAUAUCAAAGAACAAUGUGGCAUGGUAAUUAAUUUAGCAGAUAACCGUGUAUGUUACAUUUAUAAACCUAUUGUUGAUGAAACUCAUUUACCAGGCAUCAAAUUUAAAAUAACAUUUAUUUAUGUUAAACUAUUGCGCAAAUGGUAUAUUAGUUUAGGGCGUAGUCGUUUACCUGAUAUAAUAACGCUUGAUAACAAAUUAAAAAAUGGUACUCAUGAUCCUAUUGGUCCAAAAAUUCUGAAACUGAUAUGUAAAAUAAAAAGGAUUUUGGACAUUUUUAUACAAAAAUUGGAAUAUGUAUGUAAAAUGGUUGACCAUAUGAAAGGAGCUUAUAAAGACAUAAGAGUUCAAUUAAAUAAAUCUUUAACCAACAUUAAAAUAAUGCUAUGUGAAAAAGCUUGGCCAAAAGAUGUAAAAAAAUCAAGUGCAGAAGAUAUAAUUAUUCUAGACAUAAUGCUAGGUGACAAUUUUGAAACUGAUGAACUUUCAUAUGAGUAUAUGCAUAAAAGAGAUAUAUCAGCAGAACAAAAAAGAAUGUAUAUAUUUGAAUUAGAAAAAAAGAUAAAAAUAUUUUUUUAUCUCCCUUUAAUGGAAGCAUUUGGAAUAUUUAUGAACGAGAAAAAUUUUUCUAACAAUGAAGUAUCAUCAUCUUAAUCAUUUAAAAUUAAUCAUAUAAGUACAUAAAAUAUAUUAAUAUCUUUGUAUCAAGUUUAUAUUUGAA